CCGGGGACGAUCUACCGAUAUCCAGACAGCCCAUCCUGCGCGGAUCACCUUAGUCUUGUAAUCCAUCCGAACCAUGAAGCCUUCGAUGGAAGAUCCACCCCGUCAGAGAAGGAUGCUGUGGAUUACCCUUCUAAGCACAAUUGCAGUAGCAUGGACUACCCCCAUUCCUUUGAUUGAGGAUUCAGAUGAAAUUGAGGAACCUUGCUUUGAUCCUUGUUACUGUGAAGUCAAAGAAAGCCUUUUUCAUAUACACUGCGACAACAAGGGAUUUAUAAAUAUUAGCCAGAUAACGGAAUCAUGGUCAAGACCUUUCAAACUUUACCUGCAGAGAAACUCCAUGAGAAGAUUAUACACAAACAGUUUUCUCCACUUGAACAAUGCUGUUUCUAUUAACCUUGGCAACAACGCACUGCAAGACAUUCAGACGGGGGCCUUUAAUGGGCUCAAAAUUCUGAAGCGACUGUAUCUGCAUGAGAAUAAACUGGACGUUUUCCGAAAUGAUACUUUCCUGGGAUUAGAGAGUCUGGAAUAUCUGCAGGCAGAUUACAAUGUUAUUAAGCGAAUUGAAAGUGGGGCAUUUCGAAACCUGAGUAAACUCCGGGUCCUGAUCUUAAAUGACAAUCUAAUUCCCAUGCUUCCGACCAAUUUGUUUAAGUCGGUGUCUCUGACUCACUUGGACUUGCGUGGGAAUAGGUUGAAGGUGCUUUCCUAUCGAGGGAUGCUGGACCACAUUGGUAGGAGCUUGAUGGAGAUUCAGUUGGAAGAGAACCCUUGGAACUGUACUUGUGAAAUAGUUCAACUGAAGAGCUGGCUGGAGCGUAUUCCGUAUACUGCCCUUGUGGGAGACAUUACAUGUGAGACCCCCUUUCACUUCCAUGGCAAGGACUUGAGGGAAAUCAAAAGAAACAAACUCUGCUCCAUGUUGUCUGACUCAGAACUUGUCAGCGUUGGUGUCCCUCAGUUACCCUCAAGCAAGGAACAUGCUUGGCCUACUAAACCUUCUUCCAUGUUGUCCUCCUUCCAUUUCACUGCUUCCUCUGUUGAAUAUAAAACAUCCAUUAAGCAGCCCAAGCCAACAAAACAGCCCAGGGCUCCCAAACCACCACCUACACCUCGAGGCCUAUACCCUGCACCCAACCAGCCUCCGAUUGCUGCAUACCAGACGAGGCCACCUAUACCCAUCAUAUGUCCUACCGGCUGCUCUUGUAGUUUGCACAUCAAUGAUUUGGGCCUAACUGUCAACUGCAAGGAAAGAGGGUUCCACAAUAUUUCUGAGCUCCUACCCAGGCCCAUCAAUGCCAAGAAACUCUAUCUGAGCGGGAAUUUGAUACAAAAAAUUUACCGUUCAGAUUUCUGGAAUUUCUCUUCCUUGGAUCUUCUGCAUCUUGGGAACAAUCGGAUCUCGUAUGUGCAGGAUGGGGCUUUUAUUAACUUGCCUAAUCUGAAAAGCCUAUACUUGAAUGGCAAUGACAUUGAGAGAUUGACCCCAGGCAUGUUCAGAGGCCUGCAGUGCUUGCAUUAUUUGUACUUUGAGUACAAUCAGAUCAGGGAGAUCCAACCUGCCGCCUUCAGUCUCAUGCCUAACCUGAAGCUACUCUUCCUCAAUGACAAUCUCCUGAGGACCCUGCCUACUGAUGCCUUUGCUGGCACAUCCUUGGCCAGACUCAACCUGCGGAACAACAAAUUCCUGUACCUGCCUGUGGCUGGUGUAUUGGAGCACCUUAAUGCCAUUGUCCAGAUUGACCUGAAGCUCAAUCCUUGGGAUUGCACAUGUGAUCUGGUGCCUCUCAAGCAGUGGAUCGAGACGAUCAGUUCUGUCAUUGUGGUGGGGGAUGUCCUUUGUGCCAGCCCAGAGAACCUUACUAACAGAGAUGUCCGCUCUGUGGAGUUGGAGGUGCUGUGUCCAGAAAUGUUACAUGUUGCCACUGCUUCGCCAGCCCCACCACCAUCAGGUCACCCAAGUCCUACCAGUCCCUCUCCCUAUGAGCUACCCCCAGCUGGAGGAGGGCCAGUACCACUCUCUGUGCUCAUCCUUAGUCUACUUGUGCUGUUUUUCUCUGCAGUCUUCAUUGCUGCAGGCUUGUUUGCCUUUGUCUUACGCCGACGGCGCAAGAAGCUUCCUUUCCGGAACAAACAGCGGCAGGAAGCCCUUGACUUAACGGGAAUCCAGAUGCAAUGUCAUCAUCUCUUUGAGGAGGGAGGCAGUGGAGGAGGUGGUGGUGGAAUGAGUGCAUCCCCAGAGAAGGCACCCCCUAUGGGUCAUGUUUAUGAUUACAUCCCACAUCCGGUAACCCAGAUGUGCAACAAUCCCAUCUACAAGCCGCGCGAAGAAGAUGAAGUUAUAGCAGGAGAAUCUGGGCAACCUGGGGAUGUACUUCUAGGAGGUGGCAAUGGAGGUAGUACCUGUGUUGGGGAACAGUUUGUUGACCCCACUAAGGAGAGUGGGAACAGUAGCUGCUAUAGGACCUUGCUGGAGAAGGAGAAGGAAUGGAAUGUGGCAGUGUCCAGCUCGCAGCUCAACACCAUAAUGACAACCAAUCAUCACCCACACCCUCAGCCAUCUGGAGGAGGAAUUGGUGUGGGGAUUCCUCUCUUGGGGGAGCUAGCCCUGGUGCCGCCUGUCUUCCACCAUGAGAAGAAUGGUGGGGUAGUACUCUUCCCUCCUACUGGUGCCGUUCUAGACAAUAGGGAGAGGCCCCCAUUGGUCCCUCCAUGCUCAGUGGGCUUUGUGGACUGCCUAUAUGGCACAGUGCCCAAAUUAAAGGAACUGCACGUGCACCCCCCUGGCAUGCAAUAUCCAGACCUACAACAGGAUGCCAGACUGAAAGAAACUCUUCUCUUCUCAGCUGGUAAGGGCUUCCCAGAACAUCAUCAACCCCCCCAAAGUGAAUACCUCGAGUUAAGGGCCAAACUCCAAACCAAGCCGGAUUACCUCGAAGUCCUGGAGAAGACCACUUAUAGGUUUUGAGAAAAACAUCUAGCUUUUUACAGCCAAAUUCCAGCAUAUCCCACUCCCUUCCCAGCCCCAGAGCACCCUCACAUCACAUCUGCUCCUCUCCCUUUCCUCCCCUGACCACCGCAUGCUGAUACCAGAAGAUACAGCUCUGUGCUUCCCCCCUGCCAGUUGUUGGUUUGGAGGAAGGGCCU
Molecule: messenger RNA, 3147 nt
Organism: Pseudonaja textilis
Lineage: Eukaryota; Metazoa; Chordata; Lepidosauria; Squamata; Elapidae
Gene: SLITRK3
Product: SLIT and NTRK like family member 3
Biological process (GO): positive regulation of synapse assembly; axonogenesis
Cellular component (GO): GABA-ergic synapse; postsynaptic density membrane
Molecular function (GO): protein binding
Source: RefSeq, a predicted model, not a curated record